Messenger RNA from Closterium sp. Yama58-4, 1326 nucleotides. NCBI's taxonomy places the organism in Eukaryota, Viridiplantae, Streptophyta, Zygnematophyceae, Desmidiales, Closteriaceae. The record is from the annotation of a GenBank genome assembly.
AUGGAUGUUGCGUGUUUCUCUCCCUCCCUCUCCCGCACAGACGCAUUGGCCCCUCAACUCACCUCCUCCCCCUCCCUCACCACCAUCUCCCUCCACCGCUGCUUCGGCCUCACCCCUCGCACGUCCCCUCUUUCCCUCCCUCCCUCCCUCUGUCCCCCUCUUUCCUUCCUCCUCUCUUCUCCUCUUCUCCCCUCCAACCCUGCCAGCACAGAUGCAUUGGCCCCUCAUCUCGCCCCCUCCCCCUCUCUCAUCACCAUUUCCCUCCACCGCUGCGUCGGUGUCUCACCUCCCACACACUGUUUCCUUCUUCUAGCAGCUCUCAGCAAACCGGGAUUGAUGCUUACCUUUCUCCAUCCUCGUCUCUUCCCUUCCCUCCCUCUCCCCUUCUUCCCCUCUCCUCCCCUCUCCUCCCCUCUCCUCCCCUCUCCUCCACCCACCAGAGUAGCCACAUUAGCGCCUCACCUCGCCGCCUCCCCCUCCCUCACCACCAUCUCCCUCCACCACUGCUUCGGCCUCACACCCUACACUCCCCUCUCUCCUUCCCUUCCACCUCCUCCCCCCAACCCCACCAGCACAGAUGCUUUGGCGCCUCACCUUGCCGCCUCCCCCUCCCUCACCACCAUCUCCCUCCACCGCUGCUUCGGCCUCACACCCCACACCGUCUCCCUCCUUUUAGAAGCUUCCAGGAAACCUGGCUCCGUGCUGACUACCCUGGUCUUCAGCCACGUGGACAGGCUCUCUGUCCGCCACGUGGCACCUCCAGAAAUUCCUCAGAAGGAGUCUCCUCCUCGAGAGGAGGAGGAUGGGCUCAUGUCGUUUCUUGGUCUCACUCAAAAGAAACAGGAGGAGGCUUGUGGCGAGAAGACGCUCGUUAGGUGGGGAGGAGAAGAGCUGGGGAUUGUGCAAAAGGGUGUAAAUCCCGCCGCCCUUCCCCUCGUUUGGAGGGCCACGUCCUGCCCUCCUCACUCCAUCUACAUCAUCCCGCCGCCCUUCCCCUCGAUUUUCCAUGCUCUCUUCUCGCCCCCUCUGUCCUCGCAGGCCUCAGCUGCCCGCAUCUCGAGCUCCUGUGUCUUGGCGGAUCCCGCUUCCCCGUUCUCCCUCACGCCCUUUCCCUUCCCUUUGCGCUCCCCUUGCUCCACCCUCGCGACUCUCCCCCUGCCCACGCCACGCCCUCAGCUGCCCGCAUCUCGAGCUGCUCUGUCUUGGCGGAUCCUGCUUUCCCAUCCUCCCUCCCUCACGCCCUCCCCCACUUCUCCCUCUCCCAUCGCACUCCCUUUGCUUGCCCCUCGCUCUCCCUUCACUACUCUCCUUCUUGCAGGCCCUUAA